Molecule: messenger RNA, 1312 nt
Organism: Pseudovirgaria hyperparasitica
Lineage: Eukaryota; Fungi; Ascomycota; Dothideomycetes; Acrospermales; Acrospermaceae
Exons: 1
Coding region: 477-1202 (241 amino acids)
Source: RefSeq, a predicted model, not a curated record
GGCUAAGUAUGUAUUCAUCACUGCCACCCGUGCGACUGAGUAUACAGACUAUCUGGUGUCUGACAGGCGCACAGGUCACUGCUCAGGCUGGGCACUGCGCAUCAUGUAUCUAUACACAGGCACAUACCACCCCAUGCACGCCGCAGGCUCCUAUCUAAUGAUGCUGUACGUCCCAAACCGAGGAACUCCAAACCAGCAAGAGCCACAAAUCCCUAAUUACCCCCGCAAACAGUCUCUCCACAACCCUCACCACCGCCGCACUCCUCCCCUGGCUCACAACAAUCACAUCCGACACCAGACAACUCCCCGCCCGCACCUCCCCCAUCUUCACGCCCGCGCAAUGCAAGACCGCCCUCAGCCACACCGCCACCCUCGCCCUCGCCUUCCAAGCCAUCGGCGCCAUCCUCUGGGGCACCGCCUUCCAAGGCCCCAAAUCCGCUGACCACGCGGCUGACGUGCUGGCAAGCGGGUACACGAUGCUAGCAGCCGGUCUCCUCGCCUCGCUGCUCGUGCUGACUGCCAUCACGCUCGCUCUGGCGCGCUACACCUGGUCCACGCGUCUCUGCGCGCCGUCAGAGCAACACGGCGUUAUCCCGCGCGAGCGUAUGAGAGCGGCGCUGCGCUUCUGCGCUGCUGCGACGGUGCUGCUUGGUGUGCAGACGCUGUGUCGACUGGGACGGCAUGGGGUCGUGUUUACGCAGUCGAACGGGGCGUUUCUGCAGUUCUAUCUCCGGCAUUAUGGCGCGAGGACGGAGUAUUAUCUCUGGGUUGGUGAGGCGGGGCCGUUGAUGUGUGAGUUGUGCUGCUUUGCUUUUCUUUUCGUGUUUUUUGGACUGCGUGCUGAUGGUGUGUUUUUGUUUGUGUGUCUAGUUGUAUUCGUACUGUUUUGCUGUCCUGCUACGUGUCCGCUGCCUUUAUGCGCGACUGUGCUGGGAGGGCGGUCGAUUGAUGAUGGGACUGCUGUUGGGCUGCCUGUGUGGCGGCAGUAUAGUAUGCAAAGGCGUUUUCUCGCUGCUGCUGCUGCUGCGCAUGAGUCGAGGGCGGGACAUGUCUCGAGGCAGCAGUAUCCUGCCGUUCCUGUCGAGGCAGCAGCAGCAGCAGCAGUCGCAGCGCCGCCGCGCGUGUCUGUGGAUACGCAUAAGAUUGCUGUUGAUGGAGAGAUGUAUAGGUGUGUGCAUUGUGCUGCCAAGUCGCCGCUCUGAGGAGAAGGGAUGGGUUCUUGGAAUGUGGAUGGUGUAUGCCUGUCUGCGGACAGUCUCCGGUCUUGUUGUAUUUAGCUAGCUAGCUAACUGUGCAAAGAUAGAAGUGAGGG